Molecule: messenger RNA, 1581 nt
Organism: Neoarius graeffei (lesser salmon catfish)
Lineage: Eukaryota; Metazoa; Chordata; Actinopteri; Siluriformes; Ariidae
Product: GTPase IMAP family member 9-like
Exons: 2
Coding region: 188-916 (242 amino acids)
Molecular function (GO): GTP binding
Source: RefSeq, a predicted model, not a curated record
CUGAAACUAUUUAAGGCUGUAAAGAGUCCAGCCUCAUGAGCCAAGUUAUCCAUUUAUGGUUGUGUACAUCAGAAAGGUGGGUCUACAAAGCCCACACCAGUAUAUAAAACUUAUGAAAGAUUUGAGAAAUUCAUUUUAAAAACUAACACGAAAGGAAGACACUAUCAACUGCAAUACUGCAAUAACCAUGGCUGCCUGUGACAAAGAUCCACUGCGCUUGGUCCUCCUGGGCAAGACAGGGGUUGGCAAAAGUGCCACAGGAAACACCAUUUUCGGUGAGAGAGUAUUCAAAUCUGAAGCAAGAGCCAUGUCUGUUACAAAGGAAUGUGCAUCUGAAACAAGAAUUAUCAACAAACAAAGUAUUACAAUCAUUGACACACCUGGUUUAUACGACACAACAAUGUCUGCUGAGUUCAUUGAAAAAGAGACUGUGAGAGGUGCACAAAUGGUAGCUCCUGGUCCUCAUGCAUUUCUUCUUCUGCUUGAUGUGAGGCGUCACACUGAAGAGGAGAGAAACACUGUCAGGAAAUUUCAAGAAAUCUUUGGUGAUGAUGUGUGCAAGCAUAUGAUUGUGGUUUUCACUCAUGGAGAUGACCUUGAGUUUGACAAUAAAACCAUAGAACGCUACAUCCAUGAAGCUGGAUCUCCCCUUCAGAGCCUAAUAUCUGCAUGCAAACAGAGAUACCAUGCGUUUAACAACAGGUCACAGGACCAUACCCAAGUAGAUCAAUUCCUGCAAAAGAUUCACGAGAUGCAGAGGGAAAACAAUUAUAGUUAUUAUUGCUAUGAUUUGUUUUCAAAAGCACAGGCUCUCAAAGAAGCAGAAGCAAAUGAAAGAGAGUGGCAACGAAGAUAUUCAGAAUUGGAGCAACAAGUGCAGAAGUCAGGAACAAGAAAAUUGUGCAUUAUACUAUAAUGGAGACUGUAUGAUGAUGAUCUCCUUUAGAAAGACAAAAGCUGAGAAUAUAAAAGAAAUUGAUUUUGAAGUAUCCAGUUAAGAAAAAUGUCUAAACAAAAAUACUGAAAAACAGAAAUACUGUUAAGUGCUACAAUUUUAAGGAUCUUUCUGUCUAAUUGUAUUUGAUGUAACAUGCUACUAUAAGCACUGAUGAUCUGGGUUUUUUUUAAUUAUGUAUAUCACAUGGAGAACUCUAUAUUAUAACGUUAUAUUCUUUAUAUGGGAUAUUGGUUUAGCACAGCAAUUUACUCUUUGUAGAUGUUUUCAGGGAAAGUACUAUCGAGCAUAGAGAGUUUUAACAGACAGUACUGUGUAAACAAAAUUAAGUGAUUUUUUUUAAUCUUAGAGACCAGAUUAAAAAAAACGUGAAAUCAUAAGUUCAAUCAUCAAAUACAGCACAUGUUGUCAAAAAUUAAAAGUUUAAAUUUGAAUUUAUCCACCAGUCAGUGACAAGCAUCCUGAGAGAACAACAUGCUGUAAGUCUAAUGCUUUGCUUUUCUUGCUUUGUCAUUUGGAUGUGGUGUCAGGGAUGCAUUUUCUAACAUGGUUGUUUUAAAAAUGUUUCAGACUGGCUGAUAAAACCAGAGACUGAAACUCAAAUAUUAAAACUAUUUAAUGACAGA